Pestalotiopsis fici W106-1 is the source of this 1302-nucleotide messenger RNA. RefSeq lists its product as uncharacterized. The transcript is spliced from 6 exons. NCBI's taxonomy places the organism in Eukaryota, Fungi, Ascomycota, Sordariomycetes, Amphisphaeriales, Sporocadaceae. The record is from RefSeq and is a predicted model, not a curated record. Bases 1 to 1302 code for a protein of 433 amino acids.
AUGUCCAUGGAUAUCAACCCGAGCAAAGACCCUGUUUUAUUUUCUUCGGAAUCGCGCGUUUCGGUCGUCAUCGGUGUUGCCGUGGCCUUGAUGCUGGGCGCAACUACGGCAGUCAUCUUGCGACUUUAUACGCGGAAGAUCAUACUAAACCAACUUGGACUCGACGAUUGGCUAUCCAUAGGAGCGCUUUUUUUUACACUGGCCACGGGCGUGAGUCAAUGCUACAUGACAAGAAACGGUCUCGGCCGGCAUAUUGGCACUCUCCCACAGCCCGAUGGCUUCAAGAUCUACAUGAAGAACUUCUACGUUGUGCUAAUAUGGUAUAACAUUGCCACGAUGCUGAUCAAAAUGACUUUCUUGACACAGUAUUAUCGCGUCCUGCCGACGACCAGCGUUAGGAAACUGUGUAUCGUAGCAAUGGUUAUUGUCGGCAGUUGGAGUCUGUCGCAGAUUCUCCUGACCAUCUUCCUGUGUGUUCCUAUUUCUGGGUUCUGGGAUUCGUCAGUAGAGGCAUCCUGCAUUCCGACUCCAGCAGAGUGGUAUCAGAACGCAGCCGGAAAUAUUGUUACUGACGUUGCCAUAUUCUGUCUGCCGUUUCCAGUGCUAGGGCGACUGAACUUACCACGGGCACAAAAGUAUGUGCUGCUUGGCAUCUUCUCGCUAGGCUUCUUCACAUGUACUAUAUCAGUCGUCCGGAUCAAGUUUCUACAUCUGGAGGUCGACGUCACGUGGGAGAACGCCGAAGCAUCCCUCUGGUCUCUAUGCGAGAUAUGCUCCGGAACCAUUUGCUCAUGCCUGCCCUGUCUCCGCCCGUUAGCAUCACGGUGGUUCCCCGUAUUCUCCACGCAUCGGUCGCACGGCUAUACUCGGCAGUCUGACUCGUACGCUCGAAACCUGAAGCCGCCGGGGGAUCUGGAGGCCGGUCCAUUGAGAGGCACUGCCGUCACGAGCAGACCAUCGGGAUCAGACAGCGACCUCAUCUUUGGGCUCGAGGACUACAAACUUGGGACCAUUACUUCAGCACACAACAUUGAACGUGCGCCCGGGCUGUCAAGCACCAAUCCCGUCAAACACGCCGCCACCACCACUGCGUCUGCAAUGGCCGUGGGCGCUGCUAGCAACGUCGAAACGCCAUGGACAGCUCAAGCCGGGCCCGAUAAAACGUGGAAGCAACCAAUCAUCGCAGCGAGGAUACAAGCGGGCAGCAGCAAUACGCUUGUCGCGAAUGGAAACGGGGCUCUACCCAGCCAGCAUGGGAUUCAGGUUCAACAUGAUAUCACUGUACAAACAUCAAACUGGUGA